GAGGCGCUGUCACCUGAGGGAAAUCGAACACGGGUUGAGAGGUUCCCAGUUAUACUCGCCCACCAACCAAACUAAACAUCCGUGGGUGAUUUGGAUAACUAUCGCUCUAAUUCGAACAAAUCCAUAUCAAUCCACGCUUUUCGCCUUCAUUAAUUAUUUCAUACACGCUAAUCUCCGAAACCAAAUACUUAAUUCUCACACGGUUCAAACUGGCAAAUAUCGAUGACUUCCACCUGCAAGAUCCGCUGUGACCGCCGCAAGAGAAGCGCACCUGUGCGCACCAAACUGGUCGCAAAUCUAUACACUUAUCUACACUCAGAAGCAGCCCAAUUUGCACGCCGUCCAACGGCCGGACUUUCGCCUUUUACGUCUGCUCCCCCUGGCCUAUCGUACUAAUUAAACUGUUAAUCAAAUACUAAUCACCCAUAAGUCAAAGCAUGUCCCCCCGCAAGGGUCUCAAUCCACCGACUACCGUUAAUGACUCCCCACAUUUCUCUGCAAUCUCUUCCGCCUAUAAAAGAAAGCUUUUUUAGACAUCCAACGAAGAAAACAAUCGAGAUGGCCGGAAGUGUUGUAGCCGUUACAAUUGCUCUGCUAAUGGCGUUGCAGGCACCAAUCGCGACGACAACGCGGCUCCGCAAAUUACAGUCGACCCGCGAGCAGCUGGCGCAUGCGGCGGUGUCUGCGAGCCUUGCGCAGGCGAAGAGCGCGCUGGCUGCGAUCUCGAGCGCGGCGGAGAGCGUAGCUCCGCUGAAGCCGGGCGAGAGUAUGGUGCUUCGUGACUGUUUGACGACGAUGAGGGACUCGGUUCAGAAGCUGCAGAAGUCGCAGGGUGAGAUGGGAGAGGGGAAGGCGUGGGUGGAGAACGCGCGGACUUGGUUGAGCGCGGCGCUGACGGAAGACAAUAUGUGCGCGGAUGAGCUUCAAGGAGUGGAUUUGGCGGGGCGGAGGGAGGCGGUCAGGGGGCUGGUUGUGCUGGCCGCGAGGCGUACUAGCGACGCGCUGGCGCUGAUUAGUAACUUGGGUUCGUCUAGUGGGAUCGAGCCAUGACUUUCCAGUUCAGUAGCUGGUUUCCUGCUGCUGUUGCAUAUUUGGUUUUGAACUAUUUCUCAUAAGUCAGUUGAAUGUUAUGAAGUUGUGUCAACAGUAAAUGGCUUGUACUAUUAUGUAGCGUUUGUUUUAAGAUGUAAUGUGCGGAUAUCGGACCGAAGAACUGUUCAAUUUUAUCUAUGUGAAUAGUGAAAAUGCAACAUGAAUAGUAAAAGCGCAACGUUUUUAUUAUUCAUUGUGAUUUUAUGGUUCACACAUAGACAAAGCCGGAUGGUUCUUCCCGUCCAGUAUCUGCACGUAAUAAUUUCUCUUGUUUUGAAGCUUUGUUAUAUUUGUAUGUGUGAUUGUAAAUAUGCAAGUGAUUUUGGUGUAAGCCUUUAUAAUCGAAUAAGUUGCCCGUUUGAAUAUAUUUAAAAAUAUGCU
Molecule: messenger RNA, 1473 nt
Organism: Dendrobium catenatum
Lineage: Eukaryota; Viridiplantae; Streptophyta; Magnoliopsida; Asparagales; Orchidaceae
Product: pectinesterase inhibitor 3-like
Exons: 1
Coding region: 478-1050 (190 amino acids)
Biological process (GO): negative regulation of catalytic activity
Molecular function (GO): enzyme inhibitor activity
Source: RefSeq, a predicted model, not a curated record